AGGGAAUAGGUUGCCAGCCCCCUUCUGUUUACCUCCCUCUCCCGCUUUCCCCCUCUCCCUGCGCACUAUCUGCGCUUCACAGCAUUUUGCAUGAAAGUGGCAUUCUGUGAGGAUUACCCAGUUUGAGGGCUAAAAAAAAAAAAAAGAGAAAAAUACUGUAGCUUGGGUGCUAAUUUUGACUCAAAGCAGAACUGAAGACAUGGGCUCCGCUUCUCACCAGGAAUUCCCAGGAGUGUGUAGGACCGAGGAGGAUGAGGGACCGAGCACCGAGGAGGAUUCACAGUCCUUCAACGGGGUCGGAAUCUGUAAAUGGUUCAACGUCCGCAUGGGCUUCGGGUUCCUGUCCAUGACCGACCGGGAGGGAGUGCCACUGGACGAACCGGUCGAUGUGUUUGUCCAUCAGAGCAAGUUGCACAUGGAGGGCUUCCGCAGCCUGAAGGAGGGCGAGGCAGUCGAGUUUACCUUCAAGAAGUCGUCGAAGGGCCUUGAGUCGCAGAGAGUUACUGGACCAGGUGGCAUCCACUGUGUGGGCAGUGAAAGGAGACCCAAAGGCAAGAAGGUCCAGAAGCGACGUUCAAAGGGAGAUAGGUGCUACAACUGCGGAGGCCUGGACCACCACGCCAAAGAGUGCAAGUUACCCCCCCAGCCCAAGAAGUGCCAUUUCUGCCAGAGCAUCGACCACAUGGUUGCCAACUGCCCAAUCAAAGCACAACAGUCCUCACCAGGUUCUCAGGGAAAACCGUCCCCCUCGAAAGGAGACGAGGAGGAGCACAGCCAUCCGGCACCGCCUCCCGAGACCUCCGAUUAAGCGAGAAAAUGUGGGCAACACUGACGCCGGGGGAAGCACAGAGGCCAAUCAAACUGCUUUGAUGGAGAGACGGGACACGUGGAUCCCCUCCCACCUGUCGAAAGCUGCUUUUGGAACUACCUCAGGUUAAAAACAAAUUGUUGAUGAAGAAUGUUGCUGAUGUUUUUUUGUUGUUGUUUGUUUUUCAGUUGGUGUAAUACACACUCAGGAAUACUGCUAUAUUAUUGCACUCAGGACGCUUUCUAAAUGUUCGAAUCACUGCUGUUGCUUGAGGGGUUUAAGAUUGUAGUGAGCAAUGCCAUAUAACGGGUUAUCUUGAUGAGUUUUUGUAGAAUCUGUUUUGUUUUAUGUGAUACUGUGCCUCUCCUGUGGGCAUUAUACCUCUUCUGUUUUUGCGAAAAUACUCAGUUAUUGUGUUUUAGUUAUAGAGUUACACUUUUGCUGCCUUACCAUUUUAGUCUCCUCCCUGACUGUUACACCUCAACAUCCAACAGAGACGAGACAGUGGGUACCUCUGUAGUGAAUGAUAGUUUGCAUAUGGCAUGGGGAAGGGGAGGGUUCGGGGAAAACACAUGGGACGGGUUUUAGGGUAUAGCUAUAGGCCAUGUAUUGGCAUCUGCCAAUAUUGCAAUUGACCAUCCAGUUUGCCUGGGGCCAAAUGAAUGUCAGACCAGAAGGGGUUUUCCAGCUUUUGGUCAGAGUUAUUGUUUUUGUCAAUUCAUUACUUUCAUCCAUCGCUUUGCUGGCUGUCUAAAGGUGCACAGUCUACCUCGUUGGUGCAUGUUGGGUCUGCUACCAAAACUGUCAUACUAACUGCUGAUGGUUACCAAAUAUUCUCAGAAUACAGCUUUGGAGAUUUUGAUAUGAAUUGGGAUUAAAUCAAAUCCUCUUUGCACUACAGUAUUUACACAGCAUUGCCAUUAGUUAUAGAAAUCCAUUAGAGCUAGGGUUGGUUUUGAUCUGAUAUUUGUUGAAAUUGACAGCAAUCAAUAAACACAACAAAAUAGACAAUAAAAAUCUUGCUUUGGAGGGAUGCCUGAAGGGAUGGGCUCUCCAUGUUUCUGACUCUUGCUAAAUUUAGCAACUUUUGGAGCUAGUGCUGCUGGCUACUUUCAUAGGAAAAGAGAUGGCAACAGUGAGCUGUGUUAUGAGGUUGGAUAAUUUUAUUUAAAAUAGCUUUUCUUGCUUGGUUUCCGACAUUUCCAACCUUAACUUUAAAGAGCUACCUGAAAAUGCUGUAUGUUAGUUUGGGAAAUUAUAGAAAUUGUUGGUCGCUCAGAGUGGCAAUAAACUUGUUGUCACCACUAUUUGUUAAGGAAAGUCAGAUCUAUAGACUGGGUGUUACUCUUAAAGUCUCAACCACAGAGGGCAGCAAAACACCAUUUUUCAGCCUGCUGUUAAGUUACUGUUUUACCUUUUCUGCAGCUUAGUCAACUUUCCAACAACAGUAUGUUCUCAUUCCAUUGGCUGCUGUGUAAAAUACUGCUGCUUUAUAAUUACAUCAUUUUGGAUUUAAUAGAAUUCCAACCAUUGUGGUACUAAACCCAAUAUAUCAUCACACAUAAUAAGAUACUUGACCUGGACUGAGUUAUUGAGUGGUCCAGCUAGCUCUCCUCUUGAAACUUGAAUAAAAUGAGGCAAAAUUAGAGAUGAUGUUGCCAGUGAGAAGGCUGGCAUUUUUGUUUUACUGUAUAUCCACUGUGAUCCAUUUCUAGGUAGUUAUUUAAGACAUUACCUCCCUAUAACCCUUAGUAGGGUAAUAGCUCAGGAACAACAAGCCUGCACAGAGGAGCAUGUAGAACUAGCUAGCUAAUCAGCAUUUUACUCCAGUUUUACAGGAGACGCUGACGACUUUUCCAACCAAAUAAUAUAUAUGUAAAAUUAUUCUAAAGCCUUUAAAAAAAAAAAAGUCAUACUAAUUUAUUUUCAUCCAAUAGCGCUGCCGCUUCUCCCUCUGCUCCUGUUGAAGCCUCUCAGCAAUUAUUGUUUUAGUAGACUUAAAACAACUGCCAAAUGUCAUUCACAGCUAUAUAUGACUGGAGAAUAUAUUUGAGUCACACAUUUUUAACAUCAAGGUACUCGUAUAACUUUGUACAUAUGUGCUUGAUAAAUCACUGUCAUUGUCCUUUACAAUAAUUCAAUGCAGUAUGAAUGCAGUGUAACAGUAAUAUAUUGCAACACAAAAACAAUAUACAGUACAUACUGUGCAGGUACAUAGAAUUAUGAGGACUGACGUAAACUGUGAGUUUAUUUUACUUUCUUUACCUUGUAUGAUUUUUAUUUUUUUUAUUAUUCUGUUUUUAUUAACAAUGAACCUUUUGGAAGAGAGUUCCAUUGUUAUUCCUAUCUAUCUAUGCCAAAACCAAUGCAAUGUUACUCUGCACUAAUCAUGUGUAAGAUGCAUUAAUAUUUUUUUUUUAUAUUCAGUUUAAUCUCUUUUUUUUUUAUAUGUUACAUGUUUUAUAUUAUAUUUUUUUGAUUUUCAUAUACCACAUACAGUCGGUCGCUGGAUAGGGAAAAACACUCAACUCCACUCUUAGGCUCAUCUCAGGAAUGCCAAUCUGAAAACUCAGGGAAUACUUCAGAUUGAUUUGAGUCAAGGUGUGUUUAUACAAGAAAAAUAAGAGACUGAGUGUUUAUCCGCAUGAUGUGAAGCGUAGAACAAAGAUGCCAAAGUAAAAUGGGGUUAGAAAUGUCUUGGUACAGCAGUUUCUUUUUUAUUUUGAAGAAAAAAACUAAGAUUAUGGCCAAAAAAAAGCAAUGAAUACAAAUGAUGUGAAAUGGAUGUGAUUGAGAUUCAUAAGCUUUUUGAUUCCUUUACUUAGUCAACUUCAUGCACCCAGUUUGAUGAUGUUCUUUAUAGUGUAUCCUCUUUGAAAUUACUUGACAUGAUAUGACAUAAUAUGAAGAAAAUGUUCCACUAUUAUUGUAUUUUUUUCCUCUAUAAUCGUUGUAGAUGGGGAUGUAGUAGAAUGUUGUUAAAGGGAUUGGGGCUAGUAGUAUAUAAUCCGGGGUUGUCUCAUCUCAACACAUGGCCGAUACUUGGUGUAUUCAGACUAUCAAUGCUUAAGACAAAAAUAAUGUGUCAUGGAUGAUUUAACACUCAAAUAUUGUGUCAUACUCUGCUGUUAGGUGGUGUUUAAAUAACUUUAAGAAAUGAUGAAAAAAAAAAAAACUGUCUAACUCAGGAUGUGAAAAGACGGAAAGAUUGUUAAAAUAAGUGCUCUGAUUAGAUGGAAUGCUUUACUGUUGUGUAUUUUUAUGUUGAAUUUACCAUUUUAUGAUUUUAGUGCCAGUAUAUCCUCUAACUUGAUCACUUUCCUUUCUCUCCAUUUAAAAAGGGAAACAAGUGGAUGACUUUUGUUAUUAAUCUCUGUGAUUAACUUUCUUAAAAAUCCCUGAAACCACUGACUGACUCAUUUGUCAAACAUAUUAAUUGGAUUCUGACACCCACUGUUUAGAUAAAAGUUAAAUGAAAGUGUUGUAUUGUAAUGUAUGCAAUAUUCUGCUGUACUCAUGUUUUCAAAGUAUCAUUUGGGAACUGAAGUCCAUGAGAAAAAUUCUGAUUGCAACAAACAUGUUUGACCCCUCAGUGGUGUGUUAUUGAAAUUUGUUUAUUCAAGUGUUGGAUUGCUCAAUUAAACCUUGAAAAUCCAAGGACUUGUUAGAUUAUGUGCCCAGGGCAGCAUUUGAAGCACAUAAAUAGCGUUCUGUAUCACAGUUUGCAUUAUGUGUGUUUUUCAUGGUAUAUCAGGUAUGUGACCAUCAGCCAUUUCAUCUUUGGAGUAUCUUAUAAGAUCAGGGUAACCAGAAAGAAUAUCUGUUAUCAGAUAAUUGGCUAGAGCAUGAGCAGAAAAUUUGCAUUCAUCACUCAUGAAUGUAUCAGUGUUUACUGCCGUAAAACAUUUAUCUUGAUCCAUCUUAUCUUGAUUUAAUGAAUAUCUUUUCAAUGAGCAGCAUGUAGGCUUUUCAAAGUAUUCAAUGAUAAUGUUUCUAUAUGUUAAGAUCUGCUUCAUUUCCUAGUA
Anoplopoma fimbria (sablefish) is the source of this 4833-nucleotide messenger RNA. RefSeq names its product lin-28 homolog Aa (gene lin28aa). The transcript is spliced from 4 exons. The coding region runs from base 200 to 808 and encodes 202 amino acids. Lineage: Eukaryota; Metazoa; Chordata; Actinopteri; Perciformes; Anoplopomatidae. The record is from RefSeq and is a predicted model, not a curated record. Gene Ontology annotation, molecular function: zinc ion binding; nucleic acid binding.